Molecule: messenger RNA, 5568 nt
Organism: Mesitornis unicolor (brown roatelo)
Lineage: Eukaryota; Metazoa; Chordata; Aves; Mesitornithiformes; Mesitornithidae
Gene: ACACA
Product: acetyl-CoA carboxylase alpha
Exons: 42
Biological process (GO): fatty acid biosynthetic process
Molecular function (GO): ATP binding; metal ion binding; acetyl-CoA carboxylase activity
Source: RefSeq, a predicted model, not a curated record
UUGUGGAGGUGGAUAACUGCUCAGGUUGCAAGAAUAGCAAGAGUGCUGAGAGCCCAGUUUGUAGGAGCCAUGGAAGAGUCUUCCCAACCCUCUAAACCGCCGGAGGUGAACCCUCACUCUCGCUUUAUUAUUGGCUCUGUGUCAGAGGAUAACUCAGAAGAUGAGACGAGCUCCUUGGUGAAACUUGAUCUGCUAGAGGAGAAAGAGAGGUCUUUGUCGCCUGUGUCUGUCUGCUCGGAUUCCCUUUCAGAUCUAGGACUUUCUAAUGCUCAAGAUGGCCUGGCAAGCCAUAUGAGGCCCAGCAUGUCUGGUUUACACCUUGUAAAGCAAGGCCGGGACAGGAAGAAAGUUGAUGUGCAGCGGGAUUUCACUGUGGCUUCUCCGGCAGAAUUUGUUACUCGUUUUGGAGGAAAUAAAGUUAUUGAAAAGGUCCUGAUAGCAAACAAUGGGAUUGCAGCAGUGAAAUGCAUGAGAUCCAUCCGACGCUGGUCCUACGAGAUGUUUCGAAAUGAGCGGGCAAUCAGAUUUGUUGUCAUGGUGACUCCUGAGGAUCUGAAAGCGAAUGCAGAGUAUAUUAAAAUGGCAGAUCACUACGUCCCAGUUCCAGGAGGACCAAACAACAACAACUACGCGAAUGUGGAGCUCAUUCUUGAUAUUGCUAAGCGGAUUCCAGUGCAGGCUGUAUGGGCUGGCUGGGGCCAUGCAUCUGAGAACCCUAAACUACCAGAACUUCUCCACAAAAAUGGGAUUGCUUUCAUGGGUCCUCCAAGCCAAGCAAUGUGGGCCUUAGGAGAUAAAAUUGCUUCUUCAAUAGUGGCUCAGACUGCCGGCAUACCAACUCUUCCUUGGAGUGGCAGUGGUCUUCGAGUGGACUGGCAGGAAAAUGAUCUUCAGAAGCGCAUCUUGAGUGUUCCUCAGGAACUAUAUGAAAAAGGCUAUGUGAAAGACGCAGAUGAUGGACUGCGGGCUGCUGAGGAGGUUGGCUACCCUGUCAUGAUCAAGGCUUCUGAAGGAGGAGGAGGAAAAGGAAUCAGGAAAGUUAACAAUGCAGAUGACUUCCCCAAUCUAUUUAGACAGGUUCAAACUGAAGUGCCAGGCUCCCCAAUCUUUGUGAUGAGGCUGGCCAAGCAGUCCCGCCACUUGGAGGUGCAGAUCCUGGCAGAUCAGUAUGGCAAUGCCAUCUCUCUCUUUGGUCGGGAUUGCUCUGUGCAGCGCAGGCAUCAGAAGAUUAUUGAGGAAGCACCCGCUUCUAUUGCGACUUCAGUGGUGUUUGAGCACAUGGAGCAGUGUGCAGUGAAGCUUGCCAAAAUGGUGGGGUACGUGAGUGCGGGCACGGUGGAAUACCUGUACAGCCAGGAUGGCAGUUUCUACUUUCUGGAGUUAAAUCCCCGGCUGCAAGUGGAGCACCCCUGCACAGAGAUGGUAGCUGAUGUUAAUCUGCCAGCAGCGCAGCUCCAGAUUGCCAUGGGGAUUCCCCUCCACAGGAUCAAGGAUAUCCGAGUGAUGUAUGGUGUUUCUCCAUGGGGAGAUGCAACUAUUGAUUUUGAGAAUUCAGCCCAUGUCCCCUGUCCACGUGGCCAUGUCAUUGCUGCACGUAUCACCAGUGAGAAUCCUGAUGAGGGAUUUAAGCCCAGUUCUGGUACAGUUCAGGAACUGAAUUUCCGCAGCAAUAAGAAUGUCUGGGGCUAUUUCAGUGUUGCUGCUGCAGGAGGGCUUCAUGAAUUUGCUGAUUCUCAAUUUGGUCACUGCUUCUCUUGGGGAGAAAAUCGUGAAGAAGCCAUCUCAAACAUGGUCGUGGCUUUGAAGGAGCUGUCCAUCCGAGGGGAUUUCCGAACCACUGUCGAGUACUUGAUUAAACUGUUGGAGACAGAAAGCUUCCAGCAGAACCGCAUUGACACCGGCUGGUUGGAUCGGCUUAUUGCUGAGAAAGUUCAGGCUGAAAGACCUGAUACUAUGCUGGGAGUGGUGUGUGGAGCUCUGCAUGUGGCUGAUGUCAGCUUCCGAAACAGCGUCUCAAACUUCCUGCACUCUCUAGAAAGGGGCCAAGUCCUGCCUGCUCAUACCCUGCUAAACACUGUGGAUGUGGAACUCAUCUAUGAGGGACGGAAGUAUGUGCUGAAGGUGACCCGGCAGUCUCCCAAUUCCUAUGUGGUCAUCAUGAACAGCUCGUGUGUGGAAGUUGACGUGCACCGACUGAGUGAUGGAGGACUACUCCUGUCCUAUGACGGCAGCAGCUAUACUACCUACAUGAAAGAAGAAGUGGACAGGUAUCGCAUCACGAUAGGUAACAAGACCUGUGUGUUUGAAAAGGAGAACGAUCCCUCCAUUCUGCGCUCGCCUUCAGCUGGGAAGCUUAUCCAGUAUGUAGUGGAGGAUGGGGGACACGUGUUUGCAGGCCAGUGCUUUGCAGAAAUAGAGGUGAUGAAAAUGGUGAUGACACUAACAGCAGGAGAAUCGGGCUGCAUCCAUUAUGUCAAACGCCCAGGGGCAGUCUUGGAUCCAGGCUGUGUGAUUGCCAAGCUCCAGCUGGAUGAUCCCAGCAGGGUUCAGCAGGCUGAACUGCACACAGGCACCUUGCCACAGAUCCAGAGCACAGCACUUCGCGGUGAGAAACUCCAUCGCAUCUUCCAUUAUGUCCUGGAUAACCUGGUCAAUGUGAUGAAUGGAUACUGCCUGCCAGAGCCCUACUUCAGCAGCAAGGUGAAAGGCUGGGUUGAGCGACUAAUGAAGACACUGAGAGAUCCAUCUUUGCCUCUGCUGGAACUUCAAGACAUCAUGACCAGUGUUUCUGGACGGAUCCCACCCAAUGUAGAAAAGUCUAUCAAGAAGGAGAUGGCCCAGUAUGCCAGCAACAUCACAUCAGUCCUUUGCCAGUUUCCCAGCCAACAGAUUGCCAAUAUCUUGGAUAGCCAUGCAGCCACCUUGAACCGCAAAUCAGAGCGUGAGGUCUUCUUCAUGAACACUCAGAGCAUUGUGCAGCUUGUACAGCGGUACCGGAGUGGUAUUCGGGGUCACAUGAAAGCAGUGGUGAUGGAUUUGCUCCGUCAGUAUCUGAAAGUGGAGACUCAGUUUCAGCAUGGUCACUAUGACAAGUGUGUCUUUACCCUUCGGGAAGAGAAUAAAAGUGAUAUGAACGCUGUGUUGAACUACAUCUUCUCACACGCUCAGGUCACCAAGAAGAACCUGCUUGUUACAAUGCUCAUUGACCAGCUAUGUGGCCGUGACCCCACCUUGACAGAUGAGCUGAUUAAUAUUCUGACAGAGCUGACCCAGCUCAGCAAGACGACCAACGCAAAAGUGGCCCUGCGAGCACGACAGGUUCUCAUUGCUUCCCAUUUGCCAUCCUACGAGCUGCGUCACAACCAGGUGGAGUCCAUCUUCCUGUCUGCUAUUGACAUGUAUGGACACCAGUUCUGCAUUGAGAACCUGCAGAAACUCAUUUUAUCUGAGACAUCUAUCUUUGAUGUGCUACCCAACUUUUUCUAUCACAGUAACCAGGUGGUAAGGAUGGCAGCUUUGGAGGUGUAUGUUCGAAGGGCAUAUAUUGCCUAUGAGUUAAACAGUGUCCAGCAUCGCCAGCUGAAGGAUAACACGUGUGUGGUGGAGUUCCAGUUCAUGCUACCUACCUCCCAUCCGAACAGAAUGUCCUUCUCUUCCAACCUCAACCACUACGGGAUGGUCCACGUCGCUAGCGUGAGUGAUGUGCUGCUGGACAACUCGUUCACUCCGCCGUGCCAGCGGAUGGGUGGAAUGGUCUCCUUCCGCACCUUUGAAGAUUUUGUCAGAAUCUUUGAUGAAGUGAUGGGUUGCUUCUGCGACUCUCCUCCCCAGAGCCCAACCUUCCCUGAAGCUGGCCGUGCUUCCUUGUAUGAUGAAGACAAGACUGCCCGCGAGGAGCCCAUUCACAUUCUCAAUGUUGCUAUUAAGACAGACAGCGAUGUUGAUGAUGAUGGGCUGGCAGCCAUGUUCAGAGAGUUCACACAAAGCAAGAAAUCGGUCCUGAUUGAACAUGGGAUUCGGAGGCUGACUUUCCUUGUAGCACAAAAGAGGGAAUUUCCAAAGUUCUUCACAUUCCGUGCCCGGGAUAAGUUUGAGGAAGAUAGGAUCUACCGUCAUCUGGAGCCAGCUCUGGCUUUUCAGCUAGAGUUGAACCGAAUGCGAAACUUUGACCUCACUGCCAUUCCAUGUGCCAAUCACAAAAUGCAUCUCUACCUGGGAGCAGCUAAAGUUGAAGUGGGAACAGAAGUGACAGACUACAGGUUCUUUGUGAGGGCCAUUAUAAGGCAUUCAGAUCUGGUUACCAAGGAAGCCUCCUUUGAGUAUCUGCAAAACGAGGGAGAGCGAUUGCUUUUGGAAGCCAUGGAUGAGUUGGAGGUGGCAUUCAAUAACACCAACGUGCGCACUGACUGCAAUCACAUCUUCUUAAAUUUUGUGCCUACUGUCAUCAUGGACCCAUCUAAGAUUGAAGAAUCUGUGCGGAGCAUGGUGAUGCGCUAUGGGAGUCGCCUGUGGAAACUCCGUGUCCUCCAAGCCGAGCUGAAGAUCAACAUUCGGUUGACACCGACUGGGAAGGCAAUUCCCAUCCGUCUCUUCUUGACCAAUGAGUCAGGCUACUAUUUGGACAUCAGCCUGUACAAAGAAGUGACAGACUCCAGAACAGCACAGAUUAUGUUCCAGGCAUAUGGAGAUAAACAGGGACCACUUCAUGGGAUGCUGAUCAACACCCCGUACGUGACCAAAGACCUGCUUCAGUCCAAGAGAUUCCAGGCACAGUCUUUAGGGACAUCCUAUGUCUAUGAUAUUCCUGAGAUGUUUCGGCAGUCUUUGAUUAAACUCUGGGAGUCUAUGAAUGAACAUGCGUUCCUGCCAACCCCGCCGCUGCCUUCUGACAUACUUACGUACACUGAAUUGGUGUUGGACGAUCAGGGCCAGCUCGUGCAUAUGAACAGGCUGCCGGGAGGAAAUGAGAUUGGGAUGGUGGCCUGGAAGAUGACUCUCAAGACCCCUGAGUAUCCAGAAGGCCGUGAUAUCAUUGUCAUUGGCAAUGACAUUACAUACAGAAUAGGUUCUUUUGGACCUCAAGAGGAUGUGCUGUUCCUGAGAGCUUCAGAGCUUGCUCGAACGCAUGGCAUCCCCCGUAUCUAUGUGGCUGCCAACAGUGGAGCCAGGAUUGGUUUGGCUGAGGAGAUUCGGCACAUGUUCCACGUAGCUUGGGAAGACCCAGAUGACCCGUACAAGGGAUACAAGUACUUGUACCUGACUCCUCAAGACUAUAAGAAAGUCAGUGCCCUGAACUCAGUUCACUGUGAACAUGUGGAAGACAAUGGAGAGUCCAGGUAUAAGAUAACAGAUAUUAUUGGAAAGGAAGACGGACUUGGAAUAGAGAACCUCAGAGGAUCUGGCAUGAUUGCUGGAGAAUCAUCUUUAGCAUAUGAGAGUAUUAUCACCAUCAACUUGGUUACAUGUCGGGCCAUCGGAAUUGGGGCUUACCUUGUUCGGCUAGGUCAGAGGACGAUCCAGGUUGAGAACUCUCAUAUCAUCCUUACUGGCUGUGGAGCCCUCAACAAA